Messenger RNA from Ostrea edulis (European flat oyster), 1245 nucleotides. Its product is annotated as putative ankyrin repeat protein RF_0381. The record is from RefSeq and is a predicted model, not a curated record. Gene Ontology annotation, molecular function: protein binding. Lineage: Eukaryota; Metazoa; Mollusca; Bivalvia; Ostreida; Ostreidae. The transcript has 4 exons. The coding region runs from base 122 to 958 and encodes 278 amino acids.
UACCGUAACACGCACGAGAACUUCAUUCAGCCUCUAGAAAGGGUAACGAUAAAAACAUUGGCAACAUUAGCGAUUUUGUGAGUUGUAUCUUGGAAUUCUGAAUAGUGCAGAAGAUAGCAUCAUGGGCAAAGAUUUUAAAGACGAAACGUCCAAAAAAUGCAGACGAUCCGGUGUACAAUGUCUGGAGCUGGACAGCAAUUGGUUGGAGGUCGAUUCCGAUGAAGAUGACGACGUCUUUAACGAUGACGAAGUGCUUUCUAACCAUUCUAGUGUUGCUGAGCGGCUGGGAAUACUUCAUGCUGUCUACCAAAAUGAUUAUCGUGCUUUUGUAAAUUUCCUAGACUCUGGUAUAGACCCCAACAUCUGUGACUGCGACGGGAACCCCCUGUUGCAUAUUGUUAUCGAGAAUGGCAACAACGAAAUGAUGGAAUAUCUGCUAAGAGAAGAACACUGCGAUGUAAACAGAGAAAAUAAAUUUCAACAAACUCCUCUUAUCAUUGCUGUUGUCAUGGACGAUUUCCACAUUGCCAAGGCUUUGGUGAAAGCAGGAGCUGACGUAAAUAAAACAGAUUCAACAGGAAAGACAGCGCUUUUAAUUUCCCUCCAGGAGUGUAGAACAAACAUCGCCCAGUAUUUAAUUAAACACGGAAGUGACGUUAAUAUCGUGGACCGAUUGGGUCAGAGCGCCUUAUUUAUCAUUAUUGAAAGCAUGGACCUCAAAUGUGUAAAAACCGUGAAGAAACUGUUGAAAGCAGGGUAUGACCUCCAGAGAGACACAGCAUGGAUGAAAGAAGAAGGUCUUGAUGUUGAUAUUGUGAAGAGUGGAAACUGGGUGUCGAAACUUAUAAGAAAAAUUGCAAGCAGACUUCAUACUUUGAAAUCAAGUGAACUUUCAUCAACCGUGUCGCACACAGAAUGUUCAGUGUCCAAACAUCGAGUAUUAACGAUUUAUCAAUAAAUUCUGGUAGAAUUUGUGAUUAGUGACAAGAAAAUGGCGAAAGAAACAUUCAUCAUCCCACAUGUAAAAUACACUUCAUACGAUUAGUUUCAGUUGUCUUGUUCUUAUAUUCAACCGUCAAAGUCCAUAUUAUCAUAGACCUUGUCACAGCGCAAAAGUUGUUUUGUGGAUAAUCAAAUUUUGUGGUGUUUGUUAGUUAUACCUUGGGUGAUGUUGUGAAAUCCUGUUUUACAUUUUUGUACUUUCUGUACCUUUGCUUUAUAAAUAAAUGUUUGAAAUAUGAAAAA